AUGAACCGUGACAACCCAGUAUCACCGACUGUCGACACUGCUCCGCAAGACCCGGACAUCUUUGAUGACGAUAGCCUCCUCCGACCCGAAUUCCACAUCUCCAGCCUCUCGAAUACAGACCGCCCACCGUCAGCAAGCUCCAUUCAAGCCUCAACCCCACUGAUCAAGCGGAAACGGCGCUGGACAAUCGUUUCAAGCACCGUAGCACUCAUUGAUAUUCGAGUGAUCGCGACUCCUAGCAGAAAUCCUCUCGGCCACCUCGAGAAAGAUUUGACGAUAACUCUUCAUCACCCAAGAACAAGUCGCAAGCCAGAUUCACAAUCUCAGGAGGCCUUGUUUCACCUGCCGACGAAACUUAGCGGAUAUCGUACAGCUGAAAGCGCGAAGGAACCCAACACACCGCCACACUGA
This is a messenger RNA of Fonsecaea pedrosoi CBS 271.37, 411 nucleotides long. RefSeq lists its product as uncharacterized. The coding region runs from base 1 to 411 and encodes 136 amino acids. NCBI's taxonomy places the organism in Eukaryota, Fungi, Ascomycota, Eurotiomycetes, Chaetothyriales, Herpotrichiellaceae. The record is from RefSeq and is a predicted model, not a curated record. The transcript is spliced from 2 exons.